CUGCUCUCCCUCUUCGCUGCCGCGGUGCCGGCAGCCGCGCUGCGCGCCUGGGUCUGUGCAUCCUCCUGCCAGGACGCAAGCCACAGAUGAGUGGGAAAGCGAGAGGCAGCAGAAGGUGCUCGGGAUCCUGAAUGCUGGCAGGCAGCUGGAGAAAGGCAGCGGUCUCUGUGCUCUAGGGCAGCCCCGGCUGGCCCCCAGGCAGGACUCUCCAGGGGAGCUCCCCCCACUGCAGGGAUGGUGGUUUUCCUUGGGAGGAACCUCCCCUCGCUCCUAGCUCUCUUUAAGAAGAAAGGGGCUGCCAAGGCUGAGAAUGACAAGCGGCUGAGCGUGCAGUACCGGACGAGGGACGAGGGCCCCGACAACGUCUUCUUCCCCAGCAGCCGCCCACCGCACUUGGAGGAGCUUCACAACCAGGCUCAGGCGGGGCUCAAGUCCCUGCAGCAUCAAGAAAAACAGAAGCAAACCAAAGGCACUUGGGACCAUGGAGAUACCAACAGCAUCCAGUCUUCCCACAUGUCCAUGGACGACGAUGAGCUCUCGUUCUGCAGCCAGACACAGUCAUGCAUGACAGACAGCGCCUCGGAGGAUGCCCUCUCUGUCCGCUCCGAGAUGAUCCAGCGGAAAGGUUCCACCUUCCGGCCUCAUGACUCCUUUCCAAAGUCCUCGGAGAAGGCCGGGAAGAGGAGGAAGGAGAGGAGGACGACCGUGCUGGGCAUCCCCCACCAUGUCCAGAAGGAGCUCGGUCUGAGGAAUGGCCAUGAGCCAAAGGUGCGUCCCAGCAGCAUCGCCCCCCGGGAUGGCCUCGGGCAGGUGGGUCGGGGCAGCAGUCCCCUGGGCACGGCCCCCCAGAUCCUGGUGAAUGGCGGCGAGGCCAUCCGCAUCCCAACUGUUGACGGGAAGCUUCAAGAGCGGCCGGCACCUGAAGGUGGUGCCCACGUGUCCCUGCGGGCACUGGAAGAGGCGGAGGCAGAGGCGGCCCUCCAGAAGCACAUCGAGCGGAUGUACUACGAUGACACGCUGCUGGGGAGGAAGACGGCAGCCAAGCUGUCCCCCAUGGUGAGGCCGAAGUCGCUGGCGGUGCCAGGAAUGACCACCCACGCCGGCUCCCCCGAGCUGCUGCGCCCCGUCAUGUCCAUCUCUCCGCAAGGCACCUACCUGUCCAAGAUCAUCCCCAACGCCAUCCUGCCCCCCAUGGUGGAUGUCGUCGCCCUGACGCGCACCAGCGUGCGGACGCUGAGCCGCUGCAGCCUGGCCUCCAGCCCUGCCUCGGUCCGCUCCCUUACCCGCUUCUCCGAGAGCAGCUGCCGCAGCCGGGAGCCCUCCUCCUCCAGCGACAACUGGAGCCACUCCCAGUCCACGGAGACCAUCGUGUCCAACAGCUCCACCAUCUCCUCCCACGGCGGUUCUGGCAGCAGGAAGGUGGAGGCUGGGCCGCAUGGCGAGGCGGAGCCAGCGGGCAAGUUGGACACGGAUCAACUCAGUGUCAACAGCGCUGUGAACCAUGUCGGUGCCAGCUCCAAGUCCACCCCUGUGCCCACCUCCCGUGGCCUCCUGAUGGUGGGGCUGCGGAGCGCUGGGGGCAGCAGCGGCCGGGCCUCACCUGCCUACAGCACCGGCAGUGUGGCGGACGGCUCGGACACCGCCAGCCUGCGGAGUGACCGCUCCUCGGUGCGCAGCGUCUCCCUCAGGAAGAUGAAGAAACCCCCGGCACCUCCCCGGAGGACCCACUCCCUGCUCCAGAAGGCCCAAGAGAAGGAGGCGGCUGGCAGGGAGCAGAAGGUGCUGGGCUUGCCACCCAAGCCAGAGCGCAGGCCUCAGCACGAGAGCGGUGCACCCUGGACGCUGCGCCUGGGCAGCCGGAGCCUCGCAGGCGAGGAUGAGGUCUUCUCCCCGUCCUCGCUGAGUGAGACCAGCAGCAUCCGCUCUGACAGCCUGGCCUAUUCGGCCGACGCCAGCUCGCCCGACAUCUCGCGGUGCAGCCCGGUGCUGGGGGAGAGGCCGCAGGGCAGGGGGGAAGGCACGGUCCUGGUGCUGAGGGAGUCACAGGCUGUGCCGAAGCGCAGCUCCCCUGACGGCUUUGACCGCACCAUGUCCCCCUCCAGUGGGUACUCGAGCCAGAGCGGCACCCCCACGCUCCCCAGCAAGGGGCUCAGCCCUCACGCCGCCUCCCCCAACGCCAGGCGGCCACAGCCAAAGAAGCCGGAGAGGGUCUGCUCCCUCAAGUCUCCCGCGCUGUCCAUGUCCUCGUCCCUGACGUCCCUGUCCUCCUCGGCCUCGGACCCAGCCCCCGCCGAGAUGGCACCACCACCCCCCGCUGGCCCAGGCCCUGCUGGCUCCAUCCCCUCCCUGCAGAGCAGAAUGGAGAAGUUUAUUAUCCCUCCUCACCCCAAGGUGCCGGCCCCCUUCUCCCCCCCUCCCACCAAGCCCCAGCAGGCAGCUCCCUUCACCAGCCCCACCACCUCUUCUCCCCUCCCACGGGAGACGCGAGCCUCGAGAGCAGCAGAGCAGGUGCCCUCGGCACUCCCCAAGCCUGAUACCAAGUCACCCCCUCCAUCUCCUCCCCCUUCCUACCACCCUCCGCCACCGCCGGCGAAAAAGGCUGAAUCGAGCCCAGAGGGUCCCCGCUCAGAGACUGCCCCGGAGACCCUGCCGGACGCUCUGUGGCCCCCGCCACCCCCACCAGCCCUGGAUGAGCAGGACCUGUCCAUGGCAGACUUCCCCCCACCAGACGAAGCCUGUUUCUCCACCCUGGCCCCGCCGGAGCAUCUCCCUGUCACUGAUGCUGCAGAAGCCCGUCUGGAGCCCGCGGCCAUGGAGCAGCCAAGUGGCACAAAAGCAGCACCCCUGCAGGGCAGCCAAGGGGCAACCUCGGUCUCCUUCUUGGCCACAGUGUCCUCCAGGAUCCAGCAGGAGGGCACGUCGACUGGGGCAGCACUGCCAUCUCCCACCAUGGAGUCGCCUCCUGCCUCAACGCCUGGCCCUGCUGCCCCGCCGGGCUCCCAGCCUAGCCAGCCCAAGCCGGUGGGGGCAAAAGCUCCACCUCCCCCACCAGCAGCUCCAGCCCCCCCUGCUCUGCCCACUGGUCUCCAGCCUCAAGCAAGCCUUAAGAAGACAGUGAAUGGCUCCCGGCUGGAUCCCAAGAAGGAGCCUGCGUGUCGGACCAAGAGCAGCCCCAUGCCAAAGGAGGAUGCCAACCUGCCCAUCGUCACGCCCUCCCUGCUGCAGAUGGUGCGUCUGCGCUCGGUCAGCGUGGAUCCCCAUGCUGCCACAGACCCCAGCAACCAGCCCCCUGGCCAGGCUGGGUUGGGUGCCAAUGGCGAGGUGAGGCAGGCCCAGCCUGUGCCCCAGAAGCCCAUCCGCAGGGCCCUGUCCAUGCGGCAGCCUGCUCCUUCCAAAGACACCGUGCCUUUGAACCAGCUCCACAAUGCCGUACGUCUCAAGGCUUCCACCUUGUCUUCCAGGGAGGCGCCGGGACCUGCAUCCUCCCAGCCAGCCCGUGGCAAUAAGUUGACUCUCCCGGGCCCCGUGGCUGCUGGCCCAGAGGCCCUUGCAGGGGAUGCCAAGGAUGGCCAGGUAUCCCCCCUCCACAAGUCGCCUGCCUCCACGGCCAGCUUCAUCUUUGCCAAGAGCUCCAAGAAGCUGGUCAUCGAGACCCCCUCUAGCCCGGACGCACAGGCCGACCUCAAGAGGAACUUGGUCGCUGAGCUGAUGAAUCUCUCUGGACAGCGCUCCUCAGCCCCGGCGCCAACCCAGCCAUGCCAGGCAGCCCCUGGCAAGACACAAGCACAGAGGAAGCCCAGCAAGAUCCCACCUCCAGUAGCCAGGAAGCCUUCCCUGGGCACAGCGCAGCCCAAGUCGCCUGCGAGUCCCAAGCCGCAGGGAGCGGAGGCGCUGAGCUCACCCCUGCCAGACAGUAAAGCCACAGCUUUGUCAGCGGAAGAAAACAGGACUAAGAGUGAGCGGUCGGGGAACAUGGCUCUCCCAGCAGAGAGCAGCAGAGCCGGGCACCUGGCUGGCCCAGAGACGCCAUCGCAGAAUCCCCCAGCACAAGACAGAAGGGAGGAGACGGCAUGAAGGACGACGCUGCAGCCCUGGUGCCCCAACAGACAGGAGCGCAAAUCUCUCUCAGGGACCUGGACAGGUCAAAGGAUGUGUGUGGAGCUGGCGACGGACUCAAUAAAAAGCAGCAAACAGCCUUAGCCUCCAAUGGCCUUGACGAUACUUAUGCAAAACUGGUGUUGGUUUUACUUUCUUAAAUAACACAGCUUUAUUUUGCAUUUUUGUAUGGACUAAGUCCCGCCCCGGGCUUGCCACUCCCGUGCAGUGGGUUUGCCAGCAAGAGCCUGGCACCACUCGCUGGCAGAGACUGACCAGAGCAGCUGGCACAAGGACCCUGGUCAGGGCGGCGUAGUCAGGAGACGGCACCCUGGCUCGGGGUUCACUCUCGCACAUUGUGGAGGAGCAGCCCCAUCCUCCUGCACCGAGGACCGCAUCGAAUCAAAGCACUUUGGAGGAGGAUCUGGAAGGCGACAGGCACUGGGGCUGGACAAGCGCCUCUGCCAGGUUUGUUGCCCACACGUGCUCCUGUUUACAUGGCAGGCUCCACCACUGGCUAAGUGCCACUGAGACUGGCUUGGGAGGGGACCAUUGCCAGCAGACCCCGGGGAAAGGAAAGCUAGCUCACAGCUAGAGCAGCCAGAGGCAGGCCCGGGGGGGCUGCCUGCCCUGAGUGGGCCUAAGCAAGCAGAGAGGGGAAACGGGGCCUGGGCACAGCUGGGGACCUCAGAGCGGAUGCAGGAGCCCAGCUCUCUUCAGAGAACUGGCAGGUCCAACCAGGCUUAAGCAGGCUUUGUCUGAGCACUGGCUGUACUCGGAGCAGGGACUGUGUGCGUGUGUGUGUGUGCCAGUGUGUGUGUGAGAGCAGCAGCAGGCCCUGCCCUCUGCCACCCCAGGGCUCACCCUGGCAGGGCAAGGGAGCAGGAGGGACUGAGGUCAGCAGAGGGGUCAGUCCAGCUCUGGGGAAGAGCCUUGUCUGGCUGGCGUGGGGAGGAGAGGGUUUCAGGACAAGCCCUGGUGCAUUGGCCGCUUUGAGGCACAGGAAGCUGAGGCCCUGACAGGCUUCACCAUCAAUGACCCAGCAGUGCCCCAGGUUGGUAGCAUGACCAGCUGGGCAGCACCCCUGCCUGUCUGAGAAGGGAGCAGGCAGCCCCGCAGGAACAGCAUUGGUCCCCAUCUCCGGGCUGAGCCUAGAAGCAAAUGCUGCCAACUGCUGCGUUGAUCCCUGCAGCCUGUGCAUGCAAGGGCCAGUGGGGGCAGCUCCACAGCCUUGGAGGCCUGACCUCUUUGCCUGCUCUGAGCGGCAUGUCUCCCUGUUGCUCAGAGGCACUUGGGCACUGGGCCAGGCCAGCCAGGAGCAGAUGGUGCUGAGGCUCUGGGCAGCAGGAGCCUAGCUGGCUCAGCACCAGGUGAGACCCAAAACCUGUGAUUUUUUUUUAUGUCUGCUCCCUGCUCUCAGAGGGGCAGAGACUGGGAUUUUUAUUUCUGUGCUCUCGGGGCUCCCCACCCCUGACCUCCAUAUCCUCGAUUGUACAAACCAGGAAACCCAAACCAUCUGCCUUGAGACGCUGCCGCGUGGUGGGCAAGAGCUCUAUACGCCUCUGGUAAAGGUGAUGAUUGAA
Gavialis gangeticus (Gharial) is the source of this 5678-nucleotide messenger RNA. RefSeq names its product KIAA1522 ortholog (gene NHSL3). The transcript has 7 exons. Gene Ontology annotation, biological process: cell differentiation. The record is from RefSeq and is a predicted model, not a curated record. Lineage: Eukaryota; Metazoa; Chordata; Crocodylia; Gavialidae. The coding region runs from base 235 to 4074 and encodes 1279 amino acids.